Eucalyptus grandis is the source of this 1257-nucleotide messenger RNA. Its product is annotated as disease resistance protein RGA2-like. Gene Ontology annotation, molecular function: ADP binding. The record is from RefSeq and is a predicted model, not a curated record. Lineage: Eukaryota; Viridiplantae; Streptophyta; Magnoliopsida; Myrtales; Myrtaceae. Gene Ontology annotation, biological process: defense response to fungus. The coding region runs from base 1 to 1257 and encodes 418 amino acids. The transcript has a single exon.
AUGACUGAACCCCUCCUUUUCAGCAUUGCACAGGGUGUGCUGGGGAAGAUAGCAUCCCCGGCGCUCCAAGAAGCCGUCGCAAUUUACUGCGUUGAAGAUCAGAUCCACGAGCUUAAAAAAACCUUGACUGCCAUUACGGCCGUUUUGUUAGAUGUUGAGGAGCAACAGGCGAAGAACCACCACCUGCAACUGUGGCUGCGCUGGGUUCGAGACGUGUUGUACGAUGCGGAGGAUGUGCUUGAUGAACUCGAAUGUGAAGUCUUAAGGAAGCGGGUAAUCAGUCGGUACGGGGGCAUCAAAAAGAAGGUACACCGCUUCUUUUCCAUCUCUAAUCCACUGAUACUCCGUGCAAAAAUUAGUCAUAAAAUCAAGGAGAUUAGGGAGACAUUAUCUAAAAUUUCCAUCGAGAAGAAUCGAUUUGAUCUUAAUGAGCGGAGUGUUGACAAUGGUGUGGUGCAUUUGCGAUCACGAGAGAUGACUUACUCGUUCACAAACAAGUUGGAUGUUGUCGGAAGAGAAAGUGAUAAACAAAAGAUAAUUGAGAUAUUGAUGCAACCAAAUGGUAAAAACCUCUCGGUGAUACCCAUUGUUGGAAUAGGAGGUAUAGGCAAGACAGCCCUAGCUAAAUUAGUUUACAAUGAUGACCGUGUGAAAGAGCAAUUCAAGUCGCGUCUAUGGGUGUGUGUGCCCGAGGACUUUGAUUUUAAAAAAACUAUCGACGGAAUCAUCAAAGAUGCAACUGGUCAAAGCUUGAGUAAUCUUGAUAUUCAGCAAUCACGAACCAUUUUGCGAGAUACCAUCAAAGAUAAGAAAUUUCUACUAGUCUUGGAUGAUGUAUGGAGCAACGACCGCGGUAGAUGGGAAGAAUUGAAAGCUUUGCUAACCGAAGGAGCUAGUGGAAGCAAAAUAAUUGUGACAACACGCAAUUCAGAAGUUGGUUCUAUAAUGGGUACCCAUCCAGCGCAUUAUCUAAAAGGUCUUUCUCAAGAAGAUUCCAUGACCUUGUUCAAAAAAUGGGCGUUAGAUCAAAAGGAAAAGCAACCACGUCCCGAUCUCCUUAACGUUGGAAAUGACAUUGUCAAAAAAUGUCAAGGAGUUCCUCUCCUUGUGAAAACUAUGGGGAGUCUACUUUACACGAAGGACAAAGAAUGGUAUUGGGCUCAUAUAAGAGAUAGUGAGAUAUGGAAGUUAAUGGAAGAAAAAGGGACAUUAUGUUGGUGCUUAAACUUAGCUAUGAUCAUUUACCGCCCCACUUAA